GCAAGUGUCUUUAGUUUAUUCUCGAAAGUGACAUUCAAUAUAAGUACUUGAAUAUUUCGAAAAAGUAAACUCAAAAAUGUUUUUCAAAGGAAUUAUAAUAUUCACCCUUGUAGCAAUUUGUAGUGCAAGACAAGUGUGUGAACCUGUUGCAACAGGUAACCAAUGUGGUGCUGAUGAAGUAUGGACUGACUGUGGACCAGUUGACGAUUGUGAACCGGCAUGUGACUCGCCUGCGGAACAAGCUUGUCCCGCUAUUUGUCUUUCAAAAUGUGUAUGCAAAGAAGGAUUCGUUCGAGCAUCUCAAAAUGGAGACAGAACAUGCAUUUUCAAGGAGUUCUGUCCAUAAUUUGAUAAAACAAUCCAAUUUCAUGAAAUAAAUUUGCUUCUCAAAUCAA
Messenger RNA from Clunio marinus, 395 nucleotides. The record is from the annotation of a GenBank genome assembly. Lineage: Eukaryota; Metazoa; Arthropoda; Insecta; Diptera; Chironomidae.